CCGCCCCCGUCCCGGGGCCGCCCCGCCCUGCCGGGGCCGCCCCCCGCCCCGCCCCGCCCCGCCAUGGCGGCUCCGCGCCGCGCCUGGCUCGCGUUCGGCUUCAGCACCGAGGAGGCGGCGGGGGAACCGGGGCCGGGCCCGGGCCCGUGGCGGCUCGAGUCGGGCCCCGAGGGGAUCCGCCGCGUGUGGCCCGCCUGGAGCUACGUGGUCGUGGAGACCGGCGCGGGGCUGGAGGUGCGGAGCGCGGGGCUGCGGCGGCGGCUGCCGGGCUGGGCCGAGGCGCUGCCCUCCGAGACGCACCUGGUGCUGCGGGGGGCGGCGGGGGCCCAGGCCUGGCCGCGGGCGGCGGCGCUGCGGGGCGCGCUGCGGGGCUCCCCCGCCUGGAGCCGGGCCCUGCCGCCGGCGCCCCGCAGCCCCCCGCCGCUGCCGCUGCUGCCCGGCGGCUUCGCCACCCCGCGGCCGCCCUUCUUCGCCCCGCUGCCCGGCGGGGUGCGGGCCCGGCGGCUGGCCCUGGGCCUGGAGCACGCCCUGGCGCUGGGCGCCGCGGGGGAGGUCUACGCCUGGGGCGGCGGCAGGCACGGGCAGCUCGGCCAUGGGACCCUGGAGUCGGAGCUGCAGCCGCGGCUGGUGGAGGCGCUGGCCGGUGUGCCGAUGCAGGCGGUGGCAGCCGGCGGGUGGCAUUCGGCCAGCGUUAGUGAGGCCGGAGACCUCUACAUGUGGGGCUGGAACGAGUCAGGCCAGCUGGCCCUGCCCUCCAAGGCGCUGGCCGAAGAGCGGGCACAGGACGAGGACAGGGGUGCAGGGCACGCUGAGCUGACGCCCUCCCGGGAGCAGCCGGCUGCCGAGGACGCCGCAUUCAUUUCCAUCCAGGCGUUCCCGGCGUUGCUGGACCUGCCCCAGGACCUGGAGGUCAGCAGGGUCAGCUGCGGGUCCCGGCACACGGCCGUCGUCACACGAGGCGGUGAGCUCUACACCUGGGGCUGGGGUAAAUACGGCCAGCUGGGGCACGGGGACGAUGCCAGCUCUGACCAGCCACGCCGUGUCGAGUACCUGGUGGCCAAGGGGCAGCGGGCGGAGGAGGUGGUGUGCGGCCCCUGGACCACCUACGUCUGUGUGCUGGAGCCAUGAGGGCCCCACAGCCCCGGCUGCCUGCAGGGAGGAAGACACAGGUGGGCUCUGCUCCUGUCCGCCUGCUGCCACGACCAGCCCUGGCACCACGCUGCCCUCAGAGGCCAGGCCCUGGCCAGGUUAAGCCCACAGUGGACUGGAGGCACAGGCUGGUGCCCAGCCCUGCCCGGGCUUGCAGUUUCAGGAGUGCUAAGGACAACCAAGGGAAGGAUGCUACACAUUUAUUACAGCUACUUUUCCAUAA
Phalacrocorax carbo (great cormorant) is the source of this 1372-nucleotide messenger RNA. The record is from RefSeq and is a predicted model, not a curated record. NCBI's taxonomy places the organism in Eukaryota, Metazoa, Chordata, Aves, Suliformes, Phalacrocoracidae.